AAAUGUUUGGCAUAAAGUAAGAGUAUACGGGGCGAUAUCCAUGCCAAACGAAAAAAAAAUAUGCUGAUUGCGUGGAAUUAAUUUUCCCCGUAAAAAUUGGAAAUUCAGCUGAUCGCAUUGCCAUUGAAUCGAUCGCCGUUUUGACUAUACCCGAAAGACCUUCACAUUUUUGUUGACCAAAUGAUUGGAGUUUGACUCAGUGGACCUCGCAAAGCUGUCUUCGAUCAACAUGCUAAUGUUACGACCAAUGGGCCCUGCAAUGAGCAAUUACCCUGGCCUGUUCUACAGUUUGUUACCAUGGCAUAUUUUGCGUGUUCCAUUGCCCUAAUACGAUUACACCCGCUAGAAAUGUACACAAUCCCAGAUGUUUAGAAGUAUCUGUAUACUACUACACACAAUAUUAGGCUUGUCGUGAAUUCUGGAUAACAAGGCAUCGAGCAACCCUCAACAUUUCUGCAAACUGCAGACGUACAAGACAACGAUCUCGUUGGCAGUAUUCACAUGCUUAAAUAUGUGCUUAUCUGCCGUUUUACUGGUCUUCGUCGUCGUGAUAACUAUAAUAUGCAUUCGAUAUUACCAAAACAAGCACGAAUUUAAACCUUGUCUAUAUUACAAGAAGUCGCGAAUAAGUGUGGUCAUUAAGAAAGGAUGCAAACGGUUGAAUGAAGACUAUAAGCCGACAUUCUGGGCCAGAAAUGGUCACCUUCAGACUUUACUCCCCUGGGUUUGGCCUUGUUGGCAGGAGGAACUUGAGUUUAGGCGUGAAUAUUUACAAAUGGCUGACAAAGGAGUCAUCGCGUUGGACUGGAUGGAAGUAGAUGAGACAGCAAUGAAAAAAGUGAGUCCGGUGAUGCUUCUUAUUCCUGACCUGACCGGUGCGGCCGCCAAUAUGGCUGCGGUCUGCACCGAGGUUCUGGCGCGAAACUUUCGCCCGGUGGUCUUCAACAGACGGGGUCACUGUAGUACCGCAUUAUCGACAUAUCGCUUGCAAAGCUUUGGGGACGCACGUGAUUUGGAAGAAGCUAUUCAAUUUAUACAUCAUAUGUAUCCUUAUUCGGAAAUCUUUGCAAUUGGUUUUUCUACAGGUUCAGGACUGCUUAUGUCAUACCUCGGAGAGGUGGGCAAUGCAUCGCAAUUGAAUGCUGCAGUUUGUAUUUCACCUUGUUACGAUGUCGAAGGGCUGUUUAAAUCUAACAAUGUUCCCGAGCCGUAUAACUGGCUUUGGACGUUCAAACUCAAAUGUGUUCUUCGCCAACAUCCUUGCUUAGGAAAUGUGAUAAACUAUAACCUUGCACUUCAGAGUUCAAGCAUAAAAGAACUGGAUGAGCGGGUGUAUGUCAAAUUAAACCAGUACAAUUCCUUGGCCGAGUAUUGGAAAUAUAACGACCCUAUGCGUAGUAUCACCAACAUUCACAUACCAGUACUCUGCAUUAGUGCUCUCGAUGAUCCAAUUUGUACAAAAGAUACAAUUCCGUUUAGCCUUUUCAAGACUUCUUCUAAUUUAUUUCUGGUGACUACUGAGAAAGGAGGCCAUUGUGGAUUCCUAGAGAAUGGUCUACCUACUUCAUGGGCAAAUAAACUCGCUUGUGAUUAUCUCGAGACGGUGUAUCAUCAAGGGAUACCGAAACAGCCGGAAGAGAAUCAUAUUCAUUUCUUUCCAGAAUUCAAUGGUACAAGAAACAGAAGUUAUACAACGUAAGAGGCAAAAACGAAAUUUGCACUGUUAUUUGACUUGUCUAUAUAGCAAAGAGUUUUUCAGAAAUUCUAGGACAUUUUUGUUACAUACCAAGGUGCAAUUAAUUUAAGUGCGUCGCGUCUAAAUAAACAAAA
Messenger RNA from Pocillopora verrucosa, 1830 nucleotides. RefSeq names its product protein ABHD15-like. The record is from RefSeq and is a predicted model, not a curated record. NCBI's taxonomy places the organism in Eukaryota, Metazoa, Cnidaria, Anthozoa, Scleractinia, Pocilloporidae. Gene Ontology annotation, molecular function: monoacylglycerol lipase activity; short-chain carboxylesterase activity.